Ictalurus punctatus (channel catfish) is the source of this 2262-nucleotide messenger RNA. It is a transcript of the gene shisa8b, whose product is annotated as shisa family member 8b. Gene Ontology annotation, biological process: regulation of AMPA receptor activity; regulation of short-term neuronal synaptic plasticity. The coding region runs from base 658 to 1926 and encodes 422 amino acids. The record is from RefSeq and is a predicted model, not a curated record. Gene Ontology annotation, cellular component: postsynaptic membrane; AMPA glutamate receptor complex; postsynaptic density. The transcript has 4 exons. NCBI's taxonomy places the organism in Eukaryota, Metazoa, Chordata, Actinopteri, Siluriformes, Ictaluridae.
UCGGGCAGGGAGGAAGGAUUUCAUUUCCGUCCUGAACUGUUGCUUUCCAUGGGACUUUAAGUCUGGACUCUGAGUGGAGUAUGUUGGAUUGCUAUAAAAACACCUGCUGUGAACUCUUUAGGACUCCUUACAUCAGGCAGAAGAGGAGGAACUCUUCAUAAAGCUCUUCAUCAAGGAACCAUUAAUUACUCAUUUGUAGUAGCAAAAACUGAAAUGAAACUGCUUGGAUGUACAGGUCAGCUCUGUUGACCAGACUACCUAGUGCAAUGCUGGAAACUGUUUACUGAUAUGCAGGAGUAAGGGAAAGCAGAAAAUCUCCAAAGACCUGUAUUUAAUAUUUUUCUUAUUUAAGACUGAGGUAAAAUAUUAUUUCUGUUGGUCUGAUUUAGAUAAUUAGUGAACAUUUCUUCUAACAUCUAGUUUACAAUUUUACAAUGUUCUGCAGUAUUAACUUGUAAAUUAUUGGCAUGUCUUAAACUGGUAUUUGUCAUAGGUAUAAAUAGUAAAUUAGUUAGUUAGUUAGCUAGCUAAAUAAUUAUCUACCUUAAUAAUUUGUUAGUUAAAUAAUUAUCCAUUAAAAUUUCAAGCUUGCAUGAUUAACACUUGCUAUCAAAUUGGAGCAGUCUUAUCUCUAAGUAUUUAAGUAUUUAGGGCACCAUGGUUAGCCCGUCUUUUCUACUCCACGUUGUCCUGGCUGCUUUACUUGGGUGUGCCUCACAGGCCCAGGAUGAGGUUAUCACAGAGAUGGACAUGCAGCUGUCCAAUCGGACAGCAGAUCCCACCAUGACAUCAGAGGGAGCGCUAAUACUGAACUCACCUGCAGGAGAAAUAGUGGAGGAAACAGUCCCACCCACAGGUACCCGCUGCCAGGGUUAUUAUGAUGUCAUGGGUCAGUGGGACCCACCAUUUAAUUGCAAUGCAGGUGUCUUCCUAUACUGCUGUGGCACCUGCUUUUACCGGUUCUGCUGCCAGUUCCGUCAGCAACGUCUAGACCAGACCUCAUGCUCAAACUAUGAUACACCACUUUGGGCCAACACAGGAAAACCUGGGGCCACUAUCACUGAGGUGCAGUCAGAGCAUGAGAGGGAUCGCACGCAAAUUAUUGUCUAUAUAAUUUGUGGUGUGGUGGCCAUCAUGGUCCUGGUAGGCAUCUUCACCAAGCUGGGUUUGGAAAGGAGCCGAGGUGGACAAAAUGAGGUCAACAACUCAAGGACUCUGCAGGAGCUGCUGAAACAGCCAGGAGGGGAUGUGAGCCCUGUAGAUGGAACCAUUAGCAGUAGCACCACCAUUGGAGCCAAUGGCAUUCCAGCUCGGAUGUUGCGCAGCCGCAGCGAGCAGUAUCACCUCAGCAACACAGCAUUCAGUCCAACAGUUGGAGUCUCUCAUCCCCAAAGCAACAACAGUCUGUCUGGCCUCACACACAGCAAGUACUCUUCACUGAAGGCUGUUGCAGACACGGCCAGCAGAGGUUACUAUAAGAGCUAUCCACUCAUGGAUUUCUCUCAAUACCAAACUCUUCCUCCGCCAUUUCAACCUAUCCCAGUGCACCAAAAAGAGAAGUCCUAUUCCCAUCAAGACAAGCCCUACAUGCACCAAGCUCUUCCUUCUCACGACAUCCACUCUGCUCUUUCCAUUUCCAUCCCCACCAGCCAACUUGAGAGGAGCUGCAUUCGAAAAACCAGCGCUCAUCCCUUACACCUAAGCUCAAGCUUCACAGUAUGCGACUCUGCAUCCCGGCAUGUCCAUCGGCAGACCUCACACCCUGGACACCCUAGUCGUAGGCAGACCUACGCCAGCAGAAGGCAAUACAGCAUAGAGAUGCUUCCUGAGCUUUUCUCACAGCCCAUGUCCUAUGAAGGACCUUCAUCCUACCCUCACAAACACAAGAGCUUUCAAACCAACAGCAAAACAGAAGUGACUGUCUAAGAGUCCUCAGCGGUUUCAUUUUAUUCACGGACACACCAAUGAUAAGACUUUCUUACCACUGAUGCUUAGCUUUCCAUCUGGUUUCUCCAGCCUCAAUAGUUCAGUCUCUGUCCUCUGGUCCUUAUGUCUCUGCUACAGCACACUGUCCCAAAAACACAGAGCUGGGAGGUAAGUGUGCAACAUGGAACACUGGAUUGGUCCCGAGGACUACAGUAGCUCUUCAAGGAUAAUGCCAUCAUCACAUCAGCUCUAGAGCUACCUCUGAGCUACAUACAACAGUAUGAGUUGAUCAUCAUUUUGGGGAUUCAUUAUUGAGAAAAGCUACACAUAGUGAUA